Pteropus alecto (black flying fox) is the source of this 8339-nucleotide messenger RNA. It is a transcript of the gene RAPGEF6, whose product is annotated as Rap guanine nucleotide exchange factor 6. Gene Ontology annotation, molecular function: protein binding; guanyl-nucleotide exchange factor activity. Gene Ontology annotation, biological process: small GTPase-mediated signal transduction; positive regulation of ERK1 and ERK2 cascade. The transcript has 28 exons. Lineage: Eukaryota; Metazoa; Chordata; Mammalia; Chiroptera; Pteropodidae. The record is from RefSeq and is a predicted model, not a curated record. The coding region runs from base 233 to 4945 and encodes 1570 amino acids.
GCAUGCGCAUUCGCCCUCCCUUCUCCCCCGCGCUGUCUUAUCUCUGGCCAGUCGCGCGUGGGCUGAGGCCCUGGGCGGGCGUUGCGAAGGCUUGUUUGCUCGAGCCGGCUCCCCGCGGCAGUUUGGAGUUCUACUUGGGAGAGGGGUUUGUAGACCCCCUACCUAGGGUGAAUGGGCUGUCGCAUGUGCUGCUAAGGGUAGGCUAGGGAGCACAGGGGCCGGGGCCGCGGCCAUGAACUCACCCGUGGACCCUGGCGCUAGGCAAGCGCUGAAGAAGAAGCCGCCCGAGCGGACCCCCGAGGACCUAAAUACUAUUUAUUCUUAUCUUCAUGGGAUGGAAAUAUUAUCAAACCUCAGAGAACAUCAGCUUAGAUUAAUGUCUGCAAGAGCACGCUAUGAGAGAUACAGUGGCAAUCAAAUUCUAUUUUGUUCAGAAACUAUUGCCAGAUGUUGGUAUAUCCUGCUUUCUGGAUCUGUGCUUAUGAAAGACUCCAUGGUCUUGCCUCCUUGCAGUUUUGGUAAGCAGUUUGGAGGAAAAAGAGGAUGUGAUUGUCUUGUGUUAGAGCCUUCAGAAAUGAUUGUGGUAGAGAAUUCCAAAGAUAAUGAAGAUACUAUUCUACAAAGAGAAAUUCCUGCCAGACAGUCUCGACGGAGGUUUCGGAAAAUUAACCAUAAAGGAGAGCGCCAAACCAUUACUGAUGAUGUGGACAUUAACAGCUAUCUUUCUGCUACAGAAAGUGAGGUAGGAGAUGUAGAUUUAACACGUCUUCCUGAAGGACCUGUUGAUUCUGAAGAUGAAGAAGAAGAAGAUGAAGAGAUUGAUCGAACAGAUCCACUGCAGGGGCGAGAUCUUGUUCGAGAAUGUCUUGAAAAAGAACCUGCAGACAAAACUGAUGAUGACAUUGAACAGUUACUGGAAUUUAUGCACCAGCUCCCUGCUUUUGCAAAUAUGACCAUGUCUGUAAGGAGAGAACUCUGCUCAGUGAUGAUUUUUGAAGUGGUAGAGCAGGCUGGAGCUAUUAUUCUUGAAGAUGGACAAGAGCUUGACUCGUGGUAUGUUAUUUUAAAUGGCACUGUAGAAAUCAGUCAUUCAGAUGGAAAAGUUGAAAAUCUCUUUAUGGGAAAUAGUUUUGGGAUUACUCCCACUCUGGAUAAGCAGUACAUGCGUGGAGUUGUUAGGACUAAAGUAGACGAUUGUCAGUUCGUCUGCAUAGCCCAGCAGGAUUACUGGAGAAUUUUAAAUCAUGUGGAAAAAAAUACCCAUAAAGUUGAAGAAGAGGGAGAAAUUGUUAUGGUGCAUGAGCACCGUGAACUAGAUCGGAGCGGAACUAGGAAAGGACACAUUGUAAUCAAGGCAACACCUGAGCGUCUCAUCAUGCAUUUAAUAGAAGAGCAUUCCAUUGUGGACCCAACUUAUAUAGAAGAUUUUCUGUUAACCUAUAGGACAUUUCUUGAAAGUCCUUUGGAUGUUGGGAUCAAACUAUUGGAAUGGUUUAAAAUUGACAGCUUAAGAGAUAAGGUAACUCGGAUUGUAUUAUUAUGGGUAAAUAAUCAUUUUAAUGAUUUUGAAGGUGAUCCUGCUAUGACUCGAUUUCUGGAAGAAUUUGAAAAAAAUCUGGAAGAUACGAAAAUGAAUGGUCAUCUCCGGUUAUUGAAUAUUGCAUGCGCUGCAAAGGCCAAGUGGAGACAGGUGGUGCUGCAGAAGGCUUCCCGGGAAUCACCUCUGCAUUUCAGCCUUAAUGGGGGAAGUGAGAAGGGAUUUGGUAUUUUUGUCGAAGGAGUAGAACCUGCUAGCAAAGCUGCUGAUGCAGGACUGAAACGUGGUGAUCAGAUAAUGGAAGUAAAUGGACAAAACUUUGAGAAUAUUACAUUUGUGAAGGCACUUGAAAUUUUGAGGAAUAACACUCAUCUUGCACUUACUGUAAAGACCAACAUUUUUGUGUUCAAAGAGUUACUCAGUAGGACCGAACAAGAGAAAUCUGGUGUUCCUCACAUUCCCAAAAUUGCUGAAAAAAAGAGUAAUCGCCAUUCAAUCCAGGAUGUACCAGGAGACAUUGAACAGACAUCACAGGAGAAAGGAAAUAAGAAAGUGAAAGCAAAUACUGUUUCAGGUGGAAGAAACAAAAUCAGGAAAAUUUUGGAUAAAACACGAUUUAGUAUCUUGCCUCCAAAACUAUUUAGUGAUGGUGGCCUGAGCCAGUCACAAGACGACAGCAUUGUGGGAACAAGACACUGUCGACACAGUUUGGCUAUAAUGCCUAUUCCUGGAACACUGUCAUCCAGCAGCCCGGAUCUCCUUCAGCCUACUGCUAGCAUGUUGGAUUUCUCCAAUCCUUCAGAUAUUCCUGAUCAAGUUAUAAGAGUUUUCAAAGCAGAUCAGCAAAGUUGCUACAUUAUCAUCAGUAAAGACACUACAGCUAAAGAAGUUGUUUGUCAUGCUGUUCAUGAAUUUGGUUUGACUGGUGCAUCCGACACAUAUUCUCUCUGUGAAGUUUCUGUCACUCCUGAGGGUGUCAUAAAACAGAGAAGACUUCCAGACCAGUUCUCCAAAUUAGCUGAUAGAAUUCAGCUCAAUGGAAGGUAUUAUUUAAAAAAUAACAUGGAAACAGAAACCUUAUGUUCUGAUGAAGAUGCUCAAGAACUAGUUAAGGAAAGCCAGCUAUCCAUGCUGCAGCUCAGUACUAUUGAGUUGGCCACUCAGCUAUCAAUGAGGGACUUUGAUUUGUUUCGUAAUAUUGAGCCUACUGAAUACAUUGGUGACCUUUUUAAGUUAGAGUCCAAAACAGGAAAUACUCACUUGAAAGAAUUUGAGGACAUUGUAAACCAAGAGACAUUCUGGGUUGCCUCAGAGAUUUUAACUGAAUCAAAUCAGCUUAAACGAAUGAAGAUUAUUAAGCAUUUUAUUAAAAUUGCACUUCAUUGUCGUGAAUGUAAGAACUUCAAUUCCAUGUUUGCAAUAAUAAGUGGCUUGAACCUGGCAUCUGUAGCACGACUCAGAGGUACUUGGGAAAAGUUACCAAGCAAGUAUGAGAAACACCUGCAAGAUCUACAAGACCUUUUUGAUCCAUCUAGAAACAUGGCAAAGUAUAGAAACAUUCUUAGUAGUCAAAGCAUGCAGCCUCCAAUUAUUCCUCUCUUCCCUGUUGUCAAGAAAGAUAUGACAUUUCUACAUGAAGGAAAUGACUCCAAAGUAGACGGUUUAGUAAAUUUUGAGAAGCUAAGAAUGAUUGCCAAGGAAAUCCGUCAAGUUGUUCGAAUGACUUCUGCUAACAUGGACCCAGCUAUGAUGUUCCGACAGAGGAAGAAGAGGUGGCGGAGUCUGGGGUCAUUGAGCCAAGGCAGCACAAGCUCAAACAUGCUAGAUGUUCAAGGAGGUGCUCACAAAAAAAGGGCACGCCGCAGCUCUCUGCUUAAUGCUAAGAAGCUAUAUGAGGAUGCCCAGAUGGCAAGGAAAGUAAAGCAGUAUCUUUCUAGUCUGGAUAUAGAGACAGAUGAGGAGAAGUUCCAGAUGAUGUCAUUGCAGCUGGAGCCUGCAUAUGGUACCUUGACCAAGAAUUUAACUGAGAAAAAAUCAGCCAAAUUAUCAGAAAUGUCUCCAGUGCCUCUGCGGUCAGCUGGCCUGACAGCUAAAGCCCAUUCACAGCAGCCCCACAGAGUGAGCCAGGUGCUGCAGGUGCCAGCUGUUAAUUUGCACCCCAUCAGGAAGAAGGGACAAGCAAAAGACCUUGGCACACUGAGUACAAGUUUACCUCAGAAAGUUUUAGGAGCAACUGAAGAAAUAAGUGGUAAGAAAAAUACAGAAGACACUAUUUCUGUGGCAUCUUCCUUGCAUUCUAGUCCUCCCGCAUCUCCUCAAGGCUCCCCUCGCAAAGGUUAUACACUUAUGCCAUCAGCUAAAUCUGACAACUUAUCUGACUCCAGCCAUAGUGAGAUUUCUUCACGGUCCAGCAUUGUGAGCAAUUGUUCUGUUGACUCCAUGUCUGCGGCUCUGCAGGAUGAACGGUGUUCUUCCCAGGCUGUCGCGGUCCCUGAAUCCACUGGGACAGUGGAAAAGACAGAGCACUCUUCGGGGACAGGAGACCAUAGUCAUCUUGGCCCUGGGUGGGUACCAUCAAAGCCAUCUCUAAUCAAGAAUUUAGCUGUCUCAUCUUCUGUGAGCAAUGAAGAGAUCUCUCAUGAGCAUGUCAUUAUAGAAGCAGCCGAUAGUGGUCGUGGAAGUUGGACUUCCUGUUCAAGCAGCUCCCAUGACAACUUCCAAAGCCUUCCAAACCCAAAAGGAUGGGAUUUUUUGAACUCUUACCGACAUACCCAUUUGGAUGGCCCCAUUGCUGAAGUUGAACCAGCUGACUGCGAGCCCUACCCCUGUCCUCAAGGCUGCUCUAGAACCUGUGGUCAGUGUGAAGGAAGCCCAGAGACUAACUUGAUGAGACAGAGUCGGAUCUCUUCCGGUUCUCUUUCUGACACGCACGAACCAAACUAUGGGACGGUUAAGCGGAGGGUAUUGGAGAGUGCCCCAGCUGAGUCAUCUGAGGGCUUAGACCCUAAGGAUGGCUCUGACCCAGUUUAUAAGACUGUUACUUCGAGUACAGAAAAGGGCUUAAUUGUGUACUGUGUCACCUCACCCAAGAAGGAGGAUAGGUAUAGGGAGCCACCUCCUACUCCUCCAGGAUACAUGGGGAUUUCUUUAGCAGACCUAAAGGAAGGAACUCACCUACACCUAAAACCUCCAGAUUAUAGUGUGGCAGUGCAGAGGUCAAAGAUGAUGCAUAGCAGCCUCUCUAGACUGCCUCCAGCUUCUCUCAGUAGCAGUCCCGUGGUCUGUGUUCCAUCGAAGAUUAUAACUCAGCCUCAGAGGCAUAAUUUGCAGCCAUCUCAUCCCAAACUAGCAGACGUGACUGAUGCAGAUAGCGAAGCAGAUGAAAAUGAACAGGUUUCAGCAGUCUAGCCCUUGGAUGACACAUUUGACAUCUACUGAAAGUCAUGGAGGAAGGAGUGGGCAGAACCCCCUCAUGAUUCUGCAGGCCGUUGCCAGCCAACAGCUCGCUGCUGCUGCUGCUAACCCAGAGGUUUCAUUCUCUGUGCUCCAAGCAGUGAGAUAGCCCUGAAUCAUGCUCCCUUCCAUUAAUCCCUGCAGUUUCCUCAGCUGUGGAUGUUGUGCCUGGAUACCACUCUUCCUUUUGCAUACCAGACCUGCCUCGGGGCUACAGUUACUGGAACAGAGUCAAACUCAGAGUCUUCCCCAUGUAUAUCACUAUAGAUUUUUCUUUAACAAGUUAUUUUUAAGAUAGUGGUAGCAGUAUUUCUAAGCCAUAGCUUGGGCUAAUGGACAAGUUCAAAAUGUCUGCCAAUACCAAGGAUAUUCUUGUAUAUUUGAAAAGUAACUUAUUAUUUGAAGUUUCGUGGUUUCGCUUUUAUUUGGGAGCUCUUGUGUAGCUGAUGGUUAUGUUUGAGGCCAUGAAACUGUCUCUGCUCAGACCAAACGGAGGUCAUCUUUACGGGAUGAUAAACUUCACCUGUACAGAAAUGUAACCAUCUGUAGCACCAGUGCUAUGCAGGCUGGUCUGAGUGGAAUGGGAAGCCCUUUGCGGUUGCGGUGUCCGGAAGGAAAAUACUCCCAUCUGCUGGUCCCAAUUAGGAAGGCCAAUGAAGCUACCACAGGGUUUCUUAUCAGUCCUUUGGGAAAGGGUUGAGGCUAAGGUGGGCUGGGUAGCAACCCUAAGUUCCAAAGAAUGAAAUUUUUAUGUUAAAUAACAUGUAUACCAGUUUUUUCUGAAGUGAAAAAUCAUGCUGCAUCUAAUUGUAACUAAAAGUAGAAAUCCAGUAACUAGAUAAUGGGUUCUAGAGAGUUCUGCCCUCUAGAAAUCCAAAACUAAAAUUUUUCUCAACUCAAAUAUGGAGUUUUGUUUUUAAAGGAAGUGCAAUCAUUGGUGGAGUAAUCAUGAGGAUGAACAUAGCUUUAUGCAGUGUCCCCCCCUCCCCAGCAUGGAACUGAUCAUGAUGAACCCUGCAGCUCACAGCUGCCUGCCAGAAAGCUUGUUAGCUCAGCAAAGUAUAUAAUUAGUUGAAAAUUUUGUAGACAAAAGAGGAGCUGGAAUUAUGGAAUUAUAUUAUCUCUCGGUUCUCAGUUUAGCCUUUCAGAGGAAGGAGACAUAUUUUGUAACAGCCUGUUGGGCAUGGCACUCUUAAGUAUUUAAUGAAAAUUUCAGUGACUGUUUAGUGGACAAGCUAGACUUUCCACAUUUUUACAAAUCAAAUAUAAUGUUUUCUAUAUCUUAAGUUUCAAUUUUUUAAAUUUGUUUUUAGUGUAAAGGCAAGUGAGAGCUUAAUAGAUUUCUGUGACUACCAAAAAAAAAAAAAAAAAAAAGCCAGAGCCAUUAAGUGCACUGCCCAGGCCAACUCGGAGCCGGUGGGUUUACUCCUGAGUAGUUAGCUGUCUGUGUUUCAGUUUAUGGGACUCCGCUGGUUCAUGACUUCCGUUUCAAGAGUUUGUUCUCAUUUUUUCCUAGCUAUGUCGUCCCUCUCACUGUCUUCCUGCCUGUUCCCUUCAUUUUAAAAUCAUAAAUCAGUUCCAAGUGGUAAAUGGCAAUAGUCCAUCUUUUCCAUGAAAGUGAUUGUCUCUUUAUUUUAGGAAAAAUAGCAUGUCUGAAAAAAUUCCCUCAGCAAAAAUUUGUUAAUCAGAAACUUAAGCCUUAGAAAUGAACCGCUGUAUGUUAGAGUGAAGCUAGUUGGCUCUAUAGCUUUCUUGGUCCAUUGAAAUGGAAAGUAGCCCAGAUCAAAAAUCGUUGUUUGAAAGUUACACUGUAGUGAUUCGAUCUAUAAACAGCAGUCCUCUGAUCACAGAUUUUUUUCCUUCACUGAUUUACACAAUAUUGUUUUCAUGUCCAAAGCAAAAUAAAGUGAAAUAUAUUUUUGCUAUAACCAUCCUUUUAUCAAGUAUGGAUAUUCUCAUCAUUUUAUAUUCCUUACCCCAGAAAAGUGUGCUGUUUGCAGAGUCCGUUUAUUUAGCAGGUCUUUCAAACCAAAUGGGAGUCUUACCCAUCUUUGUCCUUUGUGUUGAUAAUAUCUUGGGUAAUAUCUUGCACAGAGAGUUGGAGGCUUGUGGUUUUGGAUGUGCACCGUGUAGCUGCCUUUGUUUCAUCUAGCUUGAACUGUGAGUAUUUGGAUCAGCUGAUCACAUUGAUCAGGAACUAAAGCCAAAUGCCUUGUGGUUUGAUAUAUAUGUAUCCCUAAAAAAAUCAUGGAGUUUUAAUUUUUAUACUUUGGGGUACAUUCCUGCCUUCUCUGUCACAUGACUAGAACAAGAGAAGCCUUAACCUGUAUUCGAUCCAAGUCUUUCCCCCCAAUUCUAACUCCCUUUGUUUUUGUUUUUAUUUUAUAAAUGUAUAACUUUAAUAACGAGACUAGCACCCUCAUCCCACCACAACACUGAAUCUGCCAGGACUAUCGAAGCAGUAAAUCCUCCGUGCAAACUUUUGCCAAAUAAGUUUCAACAAAACAAGGUCUUCAUAAUGAAAGAUUUGCAAAAUUAGUAAAUCCAGUAUAUACUUCAAUAAAAGUUUAUUGUAAUUAAUAAAUUCUUACUUCGUACAAAUGAUUACUUUCAAUAUGACCUUUGAGGAGAAAAAACCUUAAAUGGUUUUUCAUGAGGGUGAUAAAUCACAUUUUUGCCGUCUGCACAACCUCCUUGAGAAUCUCUCCAGGCUGGAAAUGUGGCAGUAAUCAUGGAGAUUACCAGAAACCUAAUUUUUAUAAAGUAUUCUCUCCCCUACGAAAACAAGAGGAGAACAAGUUUCCUUAUAUAUUUAAAAUACUGAUUGUUAUUCUGAUAUAUUUUAAGUUUCUAAAAAAUGUGAUGCUAAAGUAGAUGUAACCCUUUAGAAUUACCUUAAAAGCUAGAACAAAGGGAGAAAUCUUCAGAGUGUCACAGGACAUUUUCAAAUUUAAACUUGAACCCCAGUUCAUCUUUAGCUUUUGUUGUGCUUUUUUAAGGCUUUUUUAUUUUUGAUACACAGAAUGCAGUUGUACUUGAUCUUUUAAAAUUGAAACGUGAGCUUAUCAACAAAAGAUAAAAACAAGACUGCACAGUCAUAAUAAUCAAAAAGGAAUUAUACUGCACAAUUCAGUGAUUGUAAAGUAUCCUGUAACAAGCAAUUUUGUCUCCUAUUUUUUGAUACCUCUUAAACUUAUGUCUUUUAGAAAGACAGUGCCUCUGUAUGCUUUUUGUAUUUUUACUGAGUGUAAAUAUUUGUUAUAUUUUUGGUUAAGAGAAUGUAAAAGUACCAUUUAUUAUUAUCAUAUCUACUAAUACAUUGGUGAAAUCAAUAAAGAAUCUACAUUAA